This is a messenger RNA of Colletotrichum aenigma, 2424 nucleotides long. It is a transcript of the gene SMU1, whose product is annotated as Serine/threonine-protein kinase SMU1. Gene Ontology annotation, molecular function: ATP binding; protein serine/threonine kinase activity. Lineage: Eukaryota; Fungi; Ascomycota; Sordariomycetes; Glomerellales; Glomerellaceae. Bases 1 to 2424 code for a protein of 807 amino acids. Gene Ontology annotation, biological process: protein phosphorylation; intracellular signal transduction; regulation of MAPK cascade. The transcript has a single exon. Gene Ontology annotation, cellular component: cytoplasm. The record is from RefSeq and is a predicted model, not a curated record.
AUGGCUAACGAACGCAGUGUGUACUCGUCCGGCCAGUUCAUGAACCCAGGCCCGGCGCCACGACCUCCGACCGAUCGACCACGUCUAAAUCUCGUUCCCAACAAUAAUCUACCAGGCAACAUGGCCAACAUGGCCAUCUCCCCCAUCCGGAGCACCGCGACUUCGACCUACACCGGCUCCACCAUCUCCCUUCCGAUCGCCCGUCAACAGUCGAACCAGAUGGAUGGUAUGGGAGGCGUUGCCGUCAAGAAGGAGGGCUGGGCCUCCGUGAAGGAGUCAAAGAACUUCAUCAACCCAUGGAAGCAGAAAUACCUCAUCCUGCGCAAAGAGUCGCUCGAUUUCCACAAGGCAGAGGGUGGCAAGGUUUCCUACACCCUGUUCCUCAAGGACGUCGUCAACGUCGGCCGUGUCGAAGCCGCCGGCACCAUCUUUGAGAUCAAGAGGAACCCCAGCGGCUCCUCCAACAGCCCCGGUGAGGACGACGGCCAGACCAAGACGUUGCAGAUUCGUGUCAAGAGCGACGACGACUUGUACGAAUGGAUUGAUCUGAUUUACGGCGCCUGCCCUGGAAUGGGCGGUGUCAGCAACCCCACCAACUUCUCCCACGCUGUCCACGUUGGUUUCGAUCCCCAGACCGGCGAGUUCGUCGGCCUACCGCCCGAAUGGUCGAAGCUCCUCAACUCUUCCGCCAUCACCAAGGAGGAUUAUGAGCGUAACCCUCAGGCCGUCUUCGAGGUCCUCGACUUCUACUCCGACCUGACCAAGCGCGCCGAGAACCCUCAACAAUACUCCAGUCUCACCCCCACGCCCCCCGCCGCCAACCAGCAAAACAAGCAGCUUGGGUAUGGAGGUGGUGGUGCCGGCGUCGCGCCGCCUCGCCCUAUGCCGCCCUCCCAGGCCCAGCGUCAACCCAGCUACAACACCCAGCCCUCAUCACAGAACCAGCCGCGGCGGCCGUCGCCCACCGAGUCGCAGCAGCAGCGCAUGCAGAUGCAAGGCAUGGCCUCCAACUACCAGCCCGACCCUCGCGAGGAGCAACGCCUCAAGCAGCUCGAGGCGCAGCGUGCGAGAGAGCGCGAGAUCGAGGAGCAAAAUCGGAGGGACUUGGAGGUCUUCAACGCCUCCAUUCCCAAGACCAAGACGCCCAUGGCUCAGCAGGAGAUUGGUGGCUACGGCGGUGGAUCGUCGUCCAUCCCUCAAACGGACAGAUACAACCCCUCCAGGGCAGCACCCCCGGCACCGAAGCCGACACAGCAGCAGCAGAUCAACGGUCUGCGUGCCCAGCGCCCGGCACCGUCGCCGCCAACUGCCGGCCAACCUGCGCGACCACCAAUGCAGUCGCAACAAAGCUCCAGCUCGAUGCGGGACCCCAACCAGCAGCAACGCAUGCCCCGUCCAGACCAGCCCAGCCAGCAGCAGCAGCAGCAGCAGCAGAGGUAUCCCCCCAACGGCAGCCCCCAGCAGCAGAGACAACCUCCUCAGGCCCAGGCUCAACCGCCAUCUCGUCUGCCCGCUCCUGUCAAGCCCCUGAACGUCUCCAAGGCCCAGCCCGCACCCCAGAGCGAUGCGGUCAAGGCCGCGGAGGCUGCCCUGACGGCCAAGCCCACCCAGCAAGAGCGCCAGAAGGACGUACGCAUGUCCACCAUGUCCGAAAGCGAGGUCAUGGCCAAGCUCAAGGAGGCUGUCUCCAAGGACGACCCGAAUCUCUCCUACUCCAAGCAAAAGAAGAUUGGACAAGGUGCUUCCGGUUCAGUCUACGUCGCCAAGGUCAAGGAGGGUGCUGUCUCGCCUAUCGCUCGUGAGGUUUUGCGCGCCCAGGGCAUCAAGGCUCAGGUCGCUAUCAAGCAGAUGGAUCUUGCUCACCAGCCCAGAAAGGAGUUGAUCGUGAACGAGAUCAUGGUCAUGAAGGACAGCAGACACCGCAACAUUGUCAACUUCCUCGACGCCUUCCUGCGCAACAACAACGCCGAGCUCUGGGUUGUCAUGGAGUACAUGGAGGGUGGUGCUUUGACGGACGUGAUCGACAACAACCCCAGCAUUACGGAGGAGCAAAUUUCCACCAUUUGCUUGGAGGUGAGCACAGUCAACACACGCAGAUCGUACGUUGUCACUAACUUGAGCAGACUUGCCGCGGCUUGCAACAUCUUCACUCCCAGAACAUUAUCCACCGUGACAUCAAGAGUGACAACGUCCUUUUGGACGCACGUGGAAACGUCAAGAUCAGUAUGUACCCCAAACCAAGGCCCACAUACCUUUGCUAACGAACCCCAUAGCCGAUUUUGGUUUCUGCGCCAAGCUCACCGAGACCAAGUCGAAGCGCGCGACCAUGGUGGGAACACCCUACUGGAUGGCGCCCGAGGUUGUCAAGCAGAAGGAGUACGGCCCCAAGGUCGAUAUCUGGUCGCUGGGUAUCAUGGCUAUUGA